This is a messenger RNA of Ramularia collo-cygni, 1596 nucleotides long. Its product is annotated as related to Cyclohexanone 1,2-monooxygenase. The record is from RefSeq and is a predicted model, not a curated record. Bases 1 to 1596 code for a protein of 531 amino acids. Gene Ontology annotation, molecular function: NADP binding; flavin adenine dinucleotide binding; N,N-dimethylaniline monooxygenase activity. NCBI's taxonomy places the organism in Eukaryota, Fungi, Ascomycota, Dothideomycetes, Mycosphaerellales, Mycosphaerellaceae. The transcript has 8 exons.
AUGUCGCAAGAAUCAUACGACGCCGUUGUCAUUGGGGCGGGCUUCGCGGGUAUCUUCCAGUUGAAGAGACUCCGCGAUGAUCUUGGCUUGAAGUGUCUGGUUGUCGACCAAGCAGGCGAUGUGGGUGGUACUUGGUAUUGGAAUCUCUACCCGGGGGCCAUGUCCGACACGGAGUCGUAUGUCUAUCGUUAUUCAUGGGACAAGGAAGAUCUGGCCAACUAUCCUUGGAAGGAGCACUACGUGAAACAACCAGAGGUUCUGGCCUAUCUCAACCACAUUACCGAUAAGCAUGAUCUCCGGAAAGACAUGAGGUUCAAUACUCAGCUGCUUGRCGCCCAAUGGGACAACACCAACCAGCGAUGGAAAAUUACGGUCACUGGUGACAAAGUCAUCACGGCCCGAUACCUUGWCACUGGUCUGGGACUGCUGUCGACGCAGAACUAUCCGGACAUUCCUGGCAUCAACUCCUUCGAAGGCGAUGUAUGUAACUACUCUGUCGAAGGCAAGCGCGUAGGGGUCAUUGGCUCGGGAAGUACUGGCGUUCAGGUGAUAACAGAGAUUGGAAGGAAGGUAAAGACGUUGACUUGCUUUCAACGUCACCCUCAGUACAGCGUGCCUUCUGGUGAUGACAAAGUCUCACCAGAGUAUCGCAAGUGGGUCAAUGAGAACUACGAUGACAUCUGGAAACAAGUAAGGAACUCGGUGACUGCAUUUGGCUUUGAAGAAAGCAAAAUUUCCUACCACGACUGCAGUCCAGAAGAGCGAGAGCGUAUCUUUCAAGACAACUGGGACAAGGGCAAUGGAUUCCGAUUCAUGUUCGGGACCUUCAACGACAUUACUGUCGAUCCUGAAGCUAAUGAAGGUGCAUGUGCAUUCAUACGUAAGAAGAUCGCCGAGACUGUCAAGGAUCCGGAGAAGGCAAGGAAGCUUACACCACACGACGUCUAUGCUCGCCGCCCCCUCUGUGACGGUAACGCAUCCAAUGGCGAGAAGUACUACGAACAAUUCAACCGCGAUAACGUUGACAUCGUUAACCUAAAGGAGACCCCAAUCACUAUUGAAGCGAAAGGAAUACGUACUUCGGAUGGCAAACUAUAUAAGCUCGAUCUUAUCGUUUGUGCGACCGGCUUCGACGCGGUCGAAGGAAGUUACUCCCGCAUGGCCAUUCAUGGCCGCGAUGGGUUGUCUUUGAAGCAAGUAUGGGACAAAGCUGGUCCUACCAGCGUACUGGGCACAUGCGUACCAGAGUUUCCCAACUUGUUCAUGAUCAACGGUCCCAAGGGUCCUUUUACGAACCAACCGCCAGCUAUCGAAGCUCAAGUCGAGUUUGUAUCAGACACAAUUGGUCGAGCUGAGAAAGGGCCAACUAAGGUGGUGGAGGCAACACAUGAGGGCGAGAAGUGGUGGGCACAGCUGUGUGAAAGCCUCGCCGCCGACAGUCUCUUUUGGAAAGCUGAAGACAACUGGAUUUUUGGGGCUAACAUCGCGGGCAAGGUUAAAUGUUUGCGCUUCUUCUUUGGUGGUAUGGGUGCAUAUAACGCUGAGCUAAAGAAGUGCGCCGACAGUGGCUAUCCCGCGUUCAAGCCAUUCUUGUGA